CACUACAUAUACAUUACAAAGACAUUUACAGAACAAGCCUGAAGCAGUAAAGCCGGCCAUGUCCUGCCUCUUUGUUGUUGCGUGGAGAAGUCAGCCCUCAUCACCUGUGUUCUCGUCGUCACAAGACAACACACCCUUCAGGAGUCUACUGCUGCACCUGUGUCUCAGGUAUCAGGAGAGAGGGAGUUAAACGCUCACACUUUACAGCAUCUGAAGGACUACAGAUUGAUUUGUGGAUUUCAUCAUAAAGCCCUCUCGCCCCAUGAGACUCGUCACAUCAUGAGAUCACGUAACCUAUUCCUGCUGGUCUACUUUCUGUGGAGCUGCUCCGCAGAGGCAUCGAGUUCACAAAGAAAGAAACUCUGCACUUCAAAUGAAACAUGUGGUCAGGAGCCGAAUUCCACCUCACACUUUCUCCAGUGUGUGGGAUUGCCAGAGACAGACACAGGAAAAGACCACUUGCACAGGCUGAAAGGAAUGCUUGAAGCGACUAUGGAUAUAUACACCUUCAUGAGAUCCAGCAUGUCAGGAGUGCCGCUUCUCAGCCUGCAGGGAGCGCUGGAAUUAAACCCCCUAGCAGACCCUUAUGAGAACAAAGACCUGGUCAACAUGUGGUUGGAGGUCAAGAUGAAGCCGCUGUUGAAAUCCAUCAGCAAACACUUCCUGUCCUGCCUGAGUACUAAGAACUUCAGCUGCUCCACCUACCAGACUGUGGUGCAUGAGCUCAGCCAAUAUUACUCUGAGAUGGAGCCAGUCAGACAAAAGUGGAUCUACACAUUCUUCAUGUACCCGUUUCUAUCUGGACCCAGAGUGGCUGGUUGUGUGAGUAGGGAGGAGGGCAGCGAGGAGUGGUUAAUGAAGAAUUUUGGCGCCUUCAAAGCCAUGGCCAGAAUGGAGGACCUUUCCAAACUCAACAUGGUCUUCAGUGGACUUGAGGUUCUUCACCUGCUGUCUCAAGCGCAGAAGGCAGAUUUGCUUCUUCAGCCUGAGGUUGCAAGUUUGGACAAUGGCACGCUCACCCUGAUCUUCCACAGUUUAAUGACGGGGGGCCCCGGUCCUCACCCAACAGCUCCUCCUGGAUGGGGCAACAACUGGACGACUCCUGGAUACCCUCCCAGCUAUGCUCCAAAACCCACACAUGAUGCUUACCGACCACCAUCCCCACAACACCAACUCAGAGAGGUUGCACAGGGGUUCAUGGCUGUCUUCAAACCCAUCGGAAGCUUCGUUCAUGACUUUGUCUCUGUGGUACAUGAGAGACACGAGUCACACAUGACAAGUACCACCCUGACUCAGUUCCUGCUAAACUGGACUCUGGGUGAGCUGGCAGACAUUUACAGGACAGAAGAAAUGCCCCUUCUUCCACCAAGUCCAGAGUUUGACGUCACAAAUGUAGAGGACUGGUACCAGCAGAUCGUGAUGCCGCUGUUACUGAGGUUCCUGCCAGACGGAGACUACCUGGAACACCACAGCAUCAAAAUGGCCUUCCAUGAAGUCUUCUACCUGGACCACGGCAUGAACAAUGACACCUCUGAGGUCCCAGAUGUCUGCAGCAUCACCCUUGAUAGGAGCCCUUGUGGGCUGACUGAUGCAGUGGAAAAUGUGGCCCACAUUAUGCAAUGUGCCGCCCGUACCCACUUUGAUCUGUCAGAGAAGACGAUCGAGAGCUUGAUGGUGGAGCUGUUAAAACGUCUGAACUCACUGAUCAAAGAGUUGUCCAAAGCUAACUUCCAUGAUUUGGCAAAAGAUUUCCAUGAGAUCUUCCGCCAGCCAGAGUCUCCAGCUCUGACCCAGGAACACCUGAAUGACCCAGAGUUCAUCAAGCUCUGGUUCCAGCUCAAACUGAUGCCCCUCCUGCCCGAAGUACCCACAGGCCUCCUGUCCUGCCUCAGCACCAAAAACUUCUCCUGCCCAGUUUUCCAGACCAUUGUGGCAGCACUCAGCGACGAAAUGAGUUUCAUGCAUGCUGAUCCAAUGUACAGUCACAACAUCUAUGAGCACUUCAUCUUCCCCUUCCUGCUGCACCACAACACCUCUGACCCUCAGUGUGUUGCCUCAGCCAAUGGCAGUGCAGAAUGGCUGCAGGAAAACUUUGGUGACUUUUCAAGAUUUGCCUCCAUCACUGACUUCUACCAGCUCAACCCGAUCUUCUCUGGACUGGAGGUCCUCGACCUCCUGACCCCCAAACAGACUGCAGAGUUGCUGCUCUUGCCUCUUCCCACUCCACCUGAGAAAAAUGUUGUCAUCGACGGAGUGUUUCACUUUCUAUUGGAGUCACCUGAGGAGUUACCGAGAGUCCUGCACUACCUGGUCGAGCUCGCCGAGGAGGUUGAUGUACCCUGCAGAACCUACAUACAGAUUUUCGAGAAAUUGUACGAGGCCAUCCCAUUACUGCCAACACGCUUUGAGCCUGUCACCUGGGAAACCAUAAAUGACCUGAUAGACAUCGCACCAAAAGAUUGUGUGCCCAACAACAUCACGUGUCCAGUAACGCACUUCAAUGAUGCUCUGAUCUGCAGAGGAUUUAACAGCUCCAACCUCCACUCUUACAUGAACUCAUCAAUGGAAGUGUCCUGCAGCAUUCCUCUGGAGGCAUACGCAUGUGCAAAGCUUGAGAACUUCACCGCCCAUCAGCUGGUGUCUCUCCUGAAGUGCGAUCUGCCCGGGAACAGCAGCCACUCUAAAAUGCUUUGGAAGAUGCUGCUGACUAAACUAUCCAACAUCUUGGACCCAGCUCUGGACAUAUUGGCAAGCAUGAACAUGUCCAUGGUUAUCCCGUCAGCCAGAGAGGUUCUGGAUGUGAUCGGAGAGAUCAGAGUGUCGAUGCUGACAGAUGAGGAGCUCAUGAACAGCAGCGUCAUCAUGAAGUGGUUCUCAAACCGCCUGAGCGCGUUCCUGCCGUUUGCCUCGCCAAGGUUUCUGGACUGUGUGAGCAACAGGAACAUCAGCUGUCAGUCAUACCAACUGAUACUGCAGCAGUUCAUCAAGCGUUUUGAUGAGAUGUCCACAAACCAACGACACGUGGUCCUGAAGGAGUUCGUCCUCCGUUUCCUGUCACAUUCAGGUCCGAGCUGUGUGUCCCUCUCCAACAGCAGUAAGGUGUGGCUGAUGCAGAAUCUGGGACCGUUUUCUGCACUUUUGACCGUCUUUGACCUCAUUGGUCUCAACCCAACCUUCAGGCCUCUGGAGGUCCUUUCAGUCCUGACUCCAAAGCAGAUAGCAGAGCUGCUGGUGUUGGGUCUUCGUCCGGAGGAAGAACUCAUCAAUCUGCUUUUUGAUCACCUGUCUGACUCUAACCCAGACGAUUUCGUAGAGUUCCUGAGGCACCUCGUCUUCUUCAUUCAAGAUGGAAACCUCUCCUGUUCAUCAUACAGAACACUGUUCACCAGACUGGACUUGGCUCUGGGCACAGCUCACCCUGAUGUAGCAUCCUUCAUCACAUACACCAAAGUGAAUUUAUCCAAGCACAUACCAGCAGAUUGCAUCAUCUACAGUGGACAGUGCAACUUCACCAUGACAAACGAAACGGACAUCUGUGUCGGAGUGAACAGCACGAUGCUGCAGCUCCACCUCAGCAGCGGACAGAUAAAUGGACGUGUCUGCGACUUUGAUCUGGAGGAAUAUGCAUGUGCUUCGCUGUCAGAUUUAAAAGCCGAGGAUCUGACAAUGUUGCUGACAUGUAAUCGCUCCUCUCACUCAAGUGGCUCCAGAUCAAUCUGGAAGCUCAUCCUCUCCAAAGCCUCUCACGUGCUGGAUGAAGCUCUGAAUCAUCUGAUCAACAUGACUCUGGACCCCAGAAACCCUGCAGUGUCCAUGAUAUUGGACUCCAUACGAGAAAUCCGAUUGGACACACUCAGUCCGGCUGGCAUCAAUAAUCCCUCCCUCAUCCAGCUGUGGUUCAACCGCCGGCUCCGCCCAUUCCUGCCUGCUGUGACCCCUGACUUUCUGUCCUGUCUGGUCACAAGGGGUUUGAGCUGCAGCACCUUCCAGCACCUGGUGCAGAUUCUGAGCAGCCUCAUGCCGCACAUGUCACCAUCCACGCAGAUGACUGUUUACACUCACUUCAUUGAGGGUUUCCUGACCAUGAAUGACACAGCAGACCCCGGCUGCAGAUUGGGUAUCAACAACAGUCAAGAAUGGGUGCAGAGGAACUUGGGAACUUUCGCCUCCUUUGCAUCUGUCGAGGACAUUCAAAGACUUUACCCCGACUUCUCACCGAUGGAAGCUUUGGAACAGCUGUCAGUGGAACAGCUAGCCGAAGUGGCCGCCGCACCUGGACGGCUCACUUCCGCUGCGCAGGUUAACAGGGUGAUGUCUCACGUCCCAGACAGGGACUUGGACACCUUUUUUGAUGACUUCUCACCUGCUUUAAUGGCUCAUGGGAACAUGUUUCCCCCUGACGCGAGGUCAGCUAUGCUGCAAGUCGUGUAUGAUCGUGCAAAUCUCUCGAGUCCCUCAGUCAGGGAUUCAGAAGUGUUGGUGUGGCUCCACAUCCGAAUGACCCCCCUGCUGGUCAACAUGCAAAGUCGCCAUGUCUCACUGUACUUCUUAAUAAUAGCUGGAAGAAGCUGCAAUGUCCAACAGCAGGGAGUGGAGAUCCUGAAUCAAACAAUCUCAACUUUCAGUAACAUUACGCAGGAAGAGGUCCACAACCACAUCAUCCAGUCUCUAAGAGGACCGAGACCUCUGGAGUGCUACAGUCAAAACACCAGCUUCUUCACUUUCCUCCAGCUUUCAUUCUUACAAUUCCGGUUCCCCAACCUGACCACCUUCCAGACUCUCCUCCCACACAACAUGGAGCACCAGCUGGUGAACUCCAUAUCUCCACAACAACUUGGGGAAUAUGUCCGUCACGAGGUUGUUGUCGACAGCAACACCGUGUUCUGUUGGCUCUUAGACGAGUACGAAGGGAUAGAGCUUUUCCUUGAGACAGUGUAUCUUCCAGAGGAUCUGCAACGGCUCACACUGUUCUGCGUCUGGCCCAACGCUCUCCUGAACACCAACAGGACAGAGGUCGACCGCUUCUUUGACCAAAGCCUCAGCAAUUACACAAACUUCCUCACGAUCGAUCAGAUCAGCCCUGGGAUCACACACAACGCCUCCUGCCUCGCCUUCCAAAAAGUUGUUCUAAUUCUUACUCGAUUCAACUUCAAUGGUGCAGACUUCACAACGUCAGAUGUGUUCAUCACCAUCAGGGAUUACCUCACCACAGAUUCAUCCCCAAGGUGCUACGAUCCCACCAACCCAGAUCUGAGCUCUACAGCCUGGUUUGUGCUGUACAUGGGCCCUUUCAUGUCUCACCUCACUCUGCAGGAUCUGGAGAAUUUUGGAUCUUCAGAGGUGAUCCAGCAGUUCACAGUGAACCCCGAGAACAUCGCCCUCCUCCGAGAAACCCCCUUACCUGCCAAUGUCACCAAUUACUACAUCCAGCUGAUUUAUCUGCAGGACAUUAACUUCAACCCCUUACAACUUCCUGCAGAAGGCUUCUGUGUUGCUCCUGGUCCAGCGUUCAGCCAGCUGACUGAAGCACAGAGUAUAACAGUUCUGCACAAUGUGACCAAUAUCUGUACAGACCUGGACCCUCAGAUUUCUGCAGCCUUGGCGGGUAACCUUGGGAAUAACAUUGAUGCCACUAGCAUUGCUGCCCUCGGCAAUGAAAGCACCGGCUUGUCCACGGGUCAGAUCCAGAUGAUAGAUCCUCAGGCACUUUUAGCUUCUCUUUCCACUCUCAGUACAGUGCAGGACUGGAAUCAAGGGCAGGCCCGGGCCAUUAUCAUCGCUCUGGUGUCUUCAGGGAGAAUGCAGAUCAACAACGCCUCAGCAUUGUUAAUGCUGGGUUCUCUUGUCACGGGUAUCUCCUCUGCAACUUAUGGGAGCAUCAGCGGCACAGAGCUUAUCGCAGCUGGUCAAAGUUCUUCAUUUGUGACACACUUAAUCUCUGCUCCAACUACUGUCCAACAUCAAUUUGUAACUCAGAUCAUACAAGUAAACAGCAACAGUGAGAACAUCAUUGAGAACGUUCCUGAUGAAGUGGCCACAGAGAUCCCCCGUAUUCAUCUGACCAGCCUCACCAGUAGCACCAAAGUGAUCCAGAUAGUCAACAGGAAGAAAUGGAGACGGGAGCAGGUUGAGUUGUUCUUUUCUGAAAUAGCCACUGAACAAUCAACUACAGAGGUGGGAGGUACAGACAACUUGUCCUCUUCAGUGCUCCAAGGGUUCACAUGUACCACAGUGGAGGGCAUUCCAAAGAAGCAGAUCAGGAGGCUGAUCAGAGCCUGUCGGAGGAGGGGCAGUAACAGGGUCAACCUGGACGAGACACAGCUGACCUGCAUGUACAACCACAUUCGAGGAGAAGCAGAUGCCAACAAUUUCAAUGAGCUCCCUCACGAUAUGCUGCUGUACUACGAUUACACCCAGGUGCCAAGGAGCAGCUGCAGGUCGUACUUUCAAGAGCUGGCAGAGGCAGACUUCUCUGUCAUCUCCUCCGCCCUUGGCUUCGUACGGACGAACCUGUUUGAUAAUGCCAGGACCUGCCUGGGCAUUACAAACACAAGCUUGACAAAGGAUAACAUAGCUGUGUUGGGGAACAUGUGCUGUACUCUGGAUGCUUCCUACAUUGAGAACUCUGACCCAUCCAUCUUGGAACAACUGAAAGGCUGCUCAGACCUCAGUACAAGUCAAGGAGCUGCAGUCGAAACUCUUCUGCGGAGCGGGAGAACACAGUUUGGAGCUCCAACAACAUGGAAUCAGGACACUCUGACAGGCCUCGGCAUAUUAAACUUGUAUUUACCUUCAAGCUUCUAUGAUGCCUUCGACAAGAGAACAAAGAGGAUUUUCCUUAGAUUCUUCCAGAGAGUACUAAAGAGAAAUAGAGUGGGCAGACAGAGGAGGAGGAGGUUCAAGCGACAAAUAAGGAUUUCCAUUAGAUCACAGUCAAAGCGCGAGUCAGAAAUCCAUUGCACUGUUGGAAACAUCACCCAAGUGGCGAUAAGCGACGACGCGUUCCCCAUCGAUUACGAUGAAACACAGUUCAACAUCUGCCUCAGCCCUGCUGCCGUCAAAGAAAAUUUGGCUGCCAUCACUGAGAAGGUCGACCUGGAAGGCUUCUCCCGGACUGUUCUAAAAAAGCUGAAUGCGGCUUAUGCUGAUGGCUUCAUCCCAGAGAGUCAGGUUCAGCUUUUGGGCCCAGUGUCCCGUUUUGCCACUACUGAUGAAAUCAGCAAGUGGAAUAUCACUCAAAUCGACACACUCGCUUUCUUGAUGGACACUUCAGACGGGAACGGGGAUUGGGACCCGGUGCUGUCGAAAACAAUCAUCAUCAAAUAUCUGCGUGUGGAAGGGAACACACUGGGCAGUGCUGAGCUCAACUCCAUCGGAGGACCGCAUCUGUGCACGCUGGACGUAAACGUGCUGAACAAUAUUACCCAGCAAAGCAUCAGAGACGCAAAUGCUCUGACUAUAUCCAACUGUACCUUGGAAAAAAAGCAGACUUUGUUCAACACCGCCAGACAAGCAUUUGCCACAAACACCCGAGCAACAGCUGUCACCCCCAACACCUACCAGCUCAUAAAGUCAUACACAGGGGGUGCUGAUUUAGAUUAUGUCCAAGGUUUGGCAAUCUCAGGUAUCAACAUGGACCUGGCUACCUUCACUGCUUUGGAUGAGAAUGUAAUACAGGACCUGACUGUUACUAAUGUCAAAAACCUUCUUGGCACCAACUUGCCAGAACUGAAGUCUUACGAAAACCAGACAGUGGUACAGAACUGGGUUCGUAGCCAGUUCCAAACAGAUAUUGACACACUUGCUAUUGGGCUGAUAGGAGGCAGGGCUGGCUCCACCAGCUCUCCUUCCACUUCCAACCCUGCAGCCACCACCGCGGCUGGAGCCACCACCAAACCUGGUGCCACCACCACAGCUGCAGCCACCACUAAAGCUGGAGCCACCACCGCAGUUGCAGCCACCACCAAACCUGGAGCCACCACCGCGGCUGGAGCCACCACCAAACCUGGAGCCACCACCGCGGCUGGAGCCACCACCAAACCUGGAGCCACCACCGCGGCUGGAGCCACCACCAAACCUGGAGCCACCACCGCAGCUGGAGCCACCACCGCAGUUGCAGCCACCACCAAACCUGGAGCCACCACCGCGGCUGGAGCCACCACCAAACCUGGAGCCACCACUGCAGCUGGAGCCACCACUGCAGCUGGAGCCACCACCAAACCUGGAGCCACCACUGCAGCUGGAGCCACCACUGCAGCUGGAGCCACCACCAACGCUGCAGCCACCACCAACGCUGCAGCCACAACCAACGCAGCAGCCACUACCGCAGCUGCAGCCACCACCAAACCUGCAGUUGCCACCACCAACUCCACUACAGGUGGCAGUGGUGACCGCGUACGAGCAGACCCUGGCCUCUCCUUGCUUGUUCUUCUCACGCUCCUCUUCGCCUCUCAGCACAUUCUCGCAUGAAGAAACACAGAUUGAGAUUACUGAGAUGUCUCCACUCACAGAAGGAAAAGUGUUAAAGAGAUGAUGAUGAUAAUGAAGAUGAUGAAGAUGAUGAUGGCGCAGCCCGUCAAGGUUACCUCAAAUCAAAAGUAAUGCUAAUGCUUCCUGGGGAGAAAGUGCAAUUUAUGUACAACAUCAUAGCAGUUUAUGUAAAUAAUGUUUUCUCCUUAAUUUACAAGUAUCUACACUGUGAAACCUUUUCACUGCUAACUUGAAGGCUCAUUUAUUCACUUGUCUUUUUCCUGCUGUCUUAUUCUAUUGGUAGUCCCUUUUUUUAAAACUCUUAACCCAUCUGACACGACAUCUUUGUUGUAGGUCAUAAAAUUGAUGCAAUUCAAGUUGUUUAACACAGAAUAUCGGUCAGUUGACACAUCUCUUAAUACUUCUUCUUAUAUCACAUCAUCCCAUAAAUAAGAAUCUUUUUUUAUUCCUCAACUAAGUUGGAAGUUUAUUUGUUAUUACAUGCUGGAGCUAAAAGCUGCAGCAAUUUUAUGUUAUAUUAUAUUUUAUCAAAAAUGGACACACUGGACUUCCAAACAUGAAACAAUUAGUGGUAAAAAAUAAAGGCAAAAUUGUUGAAUAGACCAAUGAAUACGAACGUGUCGUUGUUGUUCUGUGAUCGACUUAUUUUACUCUUAAUAAUCAAACAUUAACUUGUGUUUUGUAAGACUUGUUUGAUAUUGAGCUGGAUUUGUCUGAAACUAUCUGGCGUACAUCAUGCAGUAAAUGUCUGUGUUAAGAGUUUAGAAAAUGUGUCUUGAGUAUGGAAACUUCUUCACACUUGUAAACUACUGUGACAGAAUAAUGAAGGUGGAAGUUUCUGCUGUAUCUGAUUUCCUGUAAUUGUAUGUAACUAUGUUUUAAGAAGCACUUAUUUUAGACAGGCUUACCUUGAAUAAUGAACUGCAUGCCUGGAGAUGUAUGAUUCUUAAUAAAUGUACUUGUGUGUAGUCGCACAAUCAA
Notolabrus celidotus (New Zealand spotty) is the source of this 9471-nucleotide messenger RNA. RefSeq lists its product as uncharacterized. Gene Ontology annotation, cellular component: cell surface. Gene Ontology annotation, biological process: cell-matrix adhesion. The record is from RefSeq and is a predicted model, not a curated record. Lineage: Eukaryota; Metazoa; Chordata; Actinopteri; Labriformes; Labridae. The transcript has 65 exons. The coding region runs from base 280 to 8469 and encodes 2729 amino acids.